CAUGGUUGACUAUACUGUGGAGUAUGACUAUGAUGCUGUGCAUGAUGAUGAAUUAACUAUUCAAGUUGGUAAAAUCAUCAGGAAUGUGAAAAAACUACAGGAGGAAGGAUGGCUAUAAGGAGAACUAAAUGGGAGAAGAGGAAUGUUUCUGGAUAAUUUUGUUAAGGAAAUUAAGAGAGGAACAGAAUCCAAGGAUGACAAUUUGCCCAUCAGACGGGAAAGGCAUGGGGAUGUAGCAAGUCUUGUACAAUGAAUAAGCACCUAUGGACUUCCAGCUGGAGGAAUUCAGCCACAUCUGCCAACUAAAAACAUUAAAAAAAAAAAGAUCAAGAAGCGGCAAUGUAAGGUUCUGUUUGAGUACAUUCCACAAAAUGAUGACGAACUGGAGUUGAAAGUGGGAGAUAUUAUUGAUAUUAAUGAUGAGGUAGAAGAAGGCUGGUGGAGUGGAACCCUGAACAAUAAGUUGGGACUGUUUCCCUCAAAUUUUGUGAAAGAAUUAGAGAUAACAGAUGAUGGUGAAACUCAUGAAGCCCAGGAGGAUUCAGAAUCUGUCUGGACUGGGCCCACCUUAUCUUUCUCCUCUCAGGGGAAUGGGAAUGAAACUGCACCCGGAUCGGUGACACAGCCAAAGAAAAUUCGAGGGACUGGAUUUGGAGAUAUUUUUAAAGAAGGCUCUGUGAAACUUAGGACAAGAGCAUCCAGUAGUGAAACAGAAGAGAAAAAAUCAGAAAAGCCCUCAAUCAUACAGUCACUAGGAUCCAGAACUCAGAACACGGAGAUAACAAAAUCAGACACUAAAGGUAAAACAAAAGCUAAGGAGUAUUGUAGAGCGUUAUUUGCCUAUGAAGGUACUAAUGAAGAUGAACUUACUUUUAAAGAGGGAGACAUAAUCCACUUGAUAAGUAAGGAGACUGGAGAAACUGGCUGGUGGAAGGGUGAACUUAAUGGUAAAGAAGGAGUAUUUCCGGACAAUUUUGCUGUUCAGUUAAAUGAACUGGAUAAGGACUUUCCAAAACCAAAGAAACCACCACCUCCUGCUAAGGGUCCAGCCCCAAAGCCUGAGCUGAUAUCUAGAGAGAAAAAGUAUUUUCCUGUAAAGCCUGAAGAAAGAGAUGAAAAAUCCAUGCUGGACCAGAAACCUUCUAAACCAGCUGCUCUACAAGUUCUACCCAAGAAGCCUACUCCACCCACCAAAGCCAAUAAUUUAUUGAGAUCUUCUGGAACAGUGUACCCAAAGCGACCUGAGAAACCAGUUCCUCCACUACCACCUGUAGCCAGGAUUAAUGGGGAAGUGCCUGCCAUUUCAUCAAAAUUUGAAACUGAGCCAGUAUCAAAACCAAAGUUAGAUUCUGAACAGUCACCACUUAGACCAAAAUCAGUAGAUCUAGAUUCAUUUACAAUUAGGAGCUUUAAAGAAACAGAUAUUGUGAAUUUUGAUGACAUAGCUUCCUCAGAAAACUUAGUCCAUCUCACUGCAAACAGACCGAAGAUGCCUGGAAGAAGGUUGCCUGGCCACUUCAAUGGCGGGCAUUCUCCAACUCAAAGCCCAGAAAAAAUCUUGAAGUCACCCAAAGAAGAAGAUAGUGCCAACAUAAAGCCAUCUGAAUUUAAAAAGGAUUCUUGCAACUCUCCAAAGCCAUCUCUGUACCUUUCAACACCUCCAAGUACUUCAAAACCAAAUGCGGCUAGUUUUUUAACUCCAUUAGAAAUAAAAGCUAAAUUAGAAGCAGACGAUGGGGAAAAAAAUUCCCUGGAUGAAAUUGAAGCUGAGAUGAUUGAACUGCUGUGCAUUGUGGAAGCACUGAAAAAGCAGCACGGGAAAGAACUGGAAAAACUACGAAAAGAUUUGGAAGAAGAGAAGGCUCUGAGAAGUAAUCUAGAAGUAGAAAUUGAGAAGCUGAAAAAAGCUGUCCUAUCUUCUUGAAGAGGCACAAACCCA
Messenger RNA from Myotis myotis, 1939 nucleotides. Its product is annotated as CD2-associated protein-like. Gene Ontology annotation, molecular function: protein binding. The transcript has a single exon. Lineage: Eukaryota; Metazoa; Chordata; Mammalia; Chiroptera; Vespertilionidae. The record is from RefSeq and is a predicted model, not a curated record.